AUGGCUGCUUCGAGAGACUACCCAUCUCCGUCAACUUUGACUUCAGGUCUGACCUUGCCUUCAACAUGUGACCCUCCAGGAGAAGAGAACCCUCCCACUCAAAAAACAUGGAUCGUCUUCGGUGCUACUGGCCACAUGGGUCGCUCAAUCGUCAAGACGUGUCUUUCUCAUGGCGACAAUGUCACUGCUGUCGGUCGCGUUGGCGAGCACACGCUCGAUCAGAUGCAAGGCUGGCACGACUCUUGUCUCGGUCUCUUGUGCGACGUGAGAGUCUCUAAAACAGUCGAGUCUGUCAUCGAAAACACAAUUCGCCAUUUCGGUGCCGUGGACGUCAUUGUCAAUUGUACUGGAUACGGUGUCAUCGGAGCUUGUGAAGACCAAGAUGUUUGCGAUCUUCGUGCACAAUUCGAAACCAACUUCUUCGGCUGUCUCAACAUUGUCCAGCAGUCGCUUCCAUACUUUCGAAAACGAAAUGCCGGCCGAUAUCUAAUCUUCUCUUCCACUUCCGGUGCACUCGGUGUCCCGGGCCUCGGACCCUAUUGCGCAACCAAGUAUGCGGUAGAAGGUUUGAUUGAAAGCUUGCUCUACGAGGUCGAUGCUUUCAACAUUAAGGCCACCCUCGUCGCUCCAGGUCAUCUCCGUCUCGACGAACCCACGGGUCUGGAUGACAAGGGAUCAGACUCCGCAGACAAGAGCCGUCUACCAACCUAUGGUCAUUUCCUGGUCAAGUCGCCCUCUCAGCCUUACGAGAGCCAAAAUGCUCCCGCCGCUCAUGCCAAACGGGUGGUACAAUGGCUUAGCAAUCAGCAGCCCACCAGUGCUGUCAAGAGCGCCGAACUUACCUGGCAAUUAGGUCAUUGUUCAUUUCCACCAUUGCGUCUUCUUUUGGGCAGCUUCGCUGUGGAAAGCAUCCGCGAUCGGUUGCGGUGCAUUAUCGAGGAGAUCGAAGAUUGGAAACAUCUAAGCUUUCCACGCGCCGAUGACAGAGACCAGCAGACACCACAACCUGCAGGGGAAGAUUCUACGUCACAGCAUCAACUGACACCAGGCGACGAAAUUACUGAAGUCGCAGAUGGCGACAUGGAAAUCGACGAAGGCUGA
Molecule: messenger RNA, 1101 nt
Organism: Aureobasidium pullulans EXF-150
Lineage: Eukaryota; Fungi; Ascomycota; Dothideomycetes; Dothideales; Saccotheciaceae
Product: NAD(P)-binding protein
Exons: 4
Coding region: 1-1101 (366 amino acids)
Source: RefSeq, a predicted model, not a curated record